Molecule: messenger RNA, 3610 nt
Organism: Crotalus tigris (Tiger rattlesnake)
Lineage: Eukaryota; Metazoa; Chordata; Lepidosauria; Squamata; Viperidae
Gene: SLC28A3
Product: solute carrier family 28 member 3
Exons: 19
Coding region: 334-2409 (691 amino acids)
Biological process (GO): purine nucleoside transmembrane transport; pyrimidine nucleoside transport
Cellular component (GO): membrane
Molecular function (GO): purine-specific nucleoside:sodium symporter activity; pyrimidine- and adenosine-specific:sodium symporter activity
Source: RefSeq, a predicted model, not a curated record
UAUGGGAGAAUGAUUGCUCAGAGAGACACAGGAAAGUGGAGCAAUGACCUCAGAGUAAGGUUGGAUGGUGUGGUUAAGAGUCAGAUAAACGUCAAGAAAGAGAGAACACACAGCUUAACUAGAUAUUGCUGCUAGCUGGGUAGGACCAUAUUUGCAGCUCUGCCAGCAGCAAAGGUGUCUGUUUUUUUAAAUACCUUGGUGGGAUUAUUUCUGCAACUAUGUCCACAGUUAACCGCACUUCUUCUAAUAGCUACAAGAACCCAGGAUUUGAGCUUUAGAUAUCCCUAUACAGAAUACCCCGCAACCUGACAGAGGUAAUGAGAAGUAUGAGUCAUGAUGAAGAGCCCUAGUGGCGCAAUAGUUAGAAUGUGCACAGCUUGGAGUUCGAUCCUCACAGGGCUCAAGGUUGACUCAGCCUUCCAUCCUUCCAAGGAAGACACCGAUGAUUCAAAGACAAAUGGUAUUGCAUUAAGAAACAGGAACUUAGAAAGAAGUAACUCUCUUCAUCCUGAUGAGCAUGAGACAAAUAUCAAUAUUGACAGCAAGCCAUAUGGAAGCCAACCUGAAUCAGAAGAAAACAAGAAUCUUGGGUGCAAGGGGAAAUUUGCAAGGAAAUACAAUAUGGUCCUUCAAUUUUGCAGGAAACAUAAAACUAUAAUCCAAUACAUUAUUUAUGGAAUACUAAUUAUGGCUUAUCUGGCAAUGGUGAUUGCAGCCUGCAUCUUGAAUUUUCACAGAGCCUUAGCACUCUUCAUCCUCACUCUCCUAGCCAUUGUUUUCAUCUGUUGGGACUUUUUCAUAGCCAGAUAUGAGGGUAAAAUUGCAGAGCUGCUGUCUCCUUUGGAAAAAUUUCUAAAAGCUCAGUGGUUUUGGUUGAAAUGGGUAGUGUGGAUCAUCUUAAUAGUUGCUGGUGUGUGUUGGUUAAUUUUUGAUACUGCCAAGCAAGGGACCAACCAGCUCAUUUCCUUUGGUGGACUUAUUAUGUAUAUUCUCUUGAUGCUGAUCUUCUCUAAGUACCCAACUAAAGUUGUAUGGAGGCCAGUAAUCUGGGGAGUUGCAAUGCAGUUUGUUCUUGGACUUAUAACCUUGAGGACCAAACUAGGAUUUGAUGCAUUCCACUGGCUUGGUAAUCAAGUGCAGAUUUUCUUGGGAUAUACCGAUGCUGGUGCUAAAUUCGUGUUUGGUGAAAAAUAUACUGAUCACUUCUUUGCCUUCAAGGUGCUGCCUAUUAUUAUUUUCUUCAGUACAGUGAUGUCUGUGCUAUACCAUGUCGGAUUCAUGCAGUGGCUUAUUAAAAAGGUUGGAUGGAUCGUGCAAAUUACCUUACAGACAAGUCCAGUAGAAUCUUUAGUUGCAGCUGGCAAUAUAUUUGUGGGAAUGUCGGAGUCUCCUCUCAUGGUAAAGCCAUAUCUGCCCUAUGUUACCAAGUCUGAACUCCAUGCUAUCAUGACAGCGGGAUUUGCCACCAUUGCUGGAAGUGUUUUAGGAGCAUAUAUUUCCUUUGGGGUUUCAGCUUCCCAUUUAUUAACUGCUUCCGUGAUGUCAGCACCAGCAGCUUUAGCUAUUGCUAAACUCUUCUGGCCUGAGACUGAAAAUCCCCAGAUAAAUGCCCAACAGGAUACAAAAAUGGAAAAAGGAGAAGCUAGGAACCUGUUGGAAGCUGCCAGCCAAGGUGCCACUGCUGCCAUCCCCCUGGUAGCCAACAUUGCUGUGAAUCUGAUUGCCUUCCUUGCUUUAUUGGCCUUCUUUAAUGCAGUCCUGUCUUGGCUGGGGAACAUGUUUGACUACCCACAACUAAGCUUUGAGAUAAUCUGUUCAUAUUUGUUUAUGCCAUUUUCUUUUAUGAUGGGAGUUGAUUGGGAAGACAGCUUUAUUGUUGGUGGGCUGCUUGGUUACAAGACUUUCUUCAAUGAAUUUGUGGCUUAUGAACACCUUGCAAGCUUGAUUAAACUAAGAAAGAAGGGAGGAGAAAUGUACAUCAAUGGUGUGAAACAGUACCUGAGUAUACGAUCUGAAACAAUUGCCACUUACGCGCUUUGUGGAUUUGCAAAUUUUGGUUCGGUGGGCAUGAUACUUGGAGCACUAUCAUCCUUGGCUCCCACCAGGAAGAGAGAUAUCGCAGGGGGAGCCUUCAGGGCCAUGAUUGCUGGCACUGUGGCCUGCUUCAUGACAGCUUGUGUUGCAGGUAUAUUAUCUGAAAAUCCAUGUACAACAUUAUUACAAAGCAACUUCAAUGCAAAUGACAAUAGCACCGAAAUAGUUGCCUGCUGCUUAAACCUCUUUAACAGUGGCAACAGUUCUGCAGAGGUCUUCCCAAAGUCUAACAGCGGUUUAAGAGCCUUGCACCAAUGUUGUCAACUUUUGGGCCCAUCCAAGGUUAAUUGCAGCUCGGUCACUCCAUUAUCUUAAGCUGUUGAAUAGGAUUCAAAUUGAUGGUGGAUGAACAGAAAAGACAAGAUGGAAAUGGGAUGAUCUUGUUGCUAAUAUAGACAGGGGAAAAACUUGUUCUAACUUAAACUGCAGUGGUAGCUAUCUGCGUCCUCUAUUUUCAUAAUGUUGCUGAUGAAGGACAUGUUGAUAUAUUUGUAAGUGGGAAAAAACUUGCAUACACAUAUAUCACAAUCACAUUUAAGAUUUAGAAUGACAUUUGAAUCUUCCAUCUUGGAUUUAUGGAAAUAACUUGAGAACACAUUGUAGGUUAGAAGGUCUGGUUUGCACACAUUCCCAGUAGGGUCUGUUUGGAUCACGUUGAUGGAAUAAGUGACUUAUUCCAUCAACGUAUCCUGUGGUGGGAUAAGCUAGAGACACAUUGCAUCCUGUGGUGGGAUAAGCUAGAGACACAUUCAGUCACAUUAAUUCAAUUUAAACCAAUCAGAGAAAUAUUCAAAAAUUAUUUAAAAUGACUCUAAAUUUGCUUAAUUUGCACCUUUCAAUUUCUGUUUAGAUGCUUAUCAAACUCUGUUUUGUUCUAUUGAGAUAAGAUUAUUAUUUUAAUAUGAUCCUAAGCAUGCUCAGAGCUAAGCUGUUUCUUUUUCUCCUGUGGAGUUUAUUUACAAAUCCAAGUCAGAAAACAGGCAACUCACAAACUAACAGAACUCUGCUUUGGUGUUACGGGAAAUAAUAACAGAAUUUUGAAAUUCUGACAGUUUCUCUCUAGGCCUUUUUGUGCCAAACAAAAUCAAAGCAGGGUUCUCUUGACUUUCUUUCCUACCCCUUCUUCUUCCCCAGAACUGAGUUGUUAUUUACUUCAUCAAUUACAUACUAUAUAUCAGUUGAUAUAAGAGAAAGGUAUAUAAUUUUUAGAACCUGGGGAAUAUUUUCAUUCAGAUAUUAAUCAAGGAAAACCAGUUCCACUUGAAAAUCAGCUUUCCACCAGCCCUCAAAAAAUAUGUAGAGCAGGUUCUGUUUUUACAAUGCAGGGUCAUGGGUAUACAUUAAUGAAAAGUAGCUAUACAUAGGCACUUUUGUUGCUAGAAUAUUAACAAAACAUCAAUUUAAGUACUACUAUAUGAUCUGUAAAAAAACCCCACAGUUUUCACUAUUACAAUUUGUUCUACCAGACCAGUGAUGGCGAACCUUUGAGAGACCGAGUGCCCCAAAACUCCACCCC